Sardina pilchardus (European sardine) is the source of this 1201-nucleotide messenger RNA. RefSeq names its product piercer of microtubule wall 1 (gene pierce1). NCBI's taxonomy places the organism in Eukaryota, Metazoa, Chordata, Actinopteri, Clupeiformes, Clupeidae. Bases 70 to 483 code for a protein of 137 amino acids. Gene Ontology annotation, biological process: axoneme assembly. Gene Ontology annotation, cellular component: axonemal microtubule. The transcript is spliced from 3 exons. The record is from RefSeq and is a predicted model, not a curated record.
CCAAGCUAGCCUACAACCUACUUUACGUGCAGGCUAUCUUGUUUUGUGGUUAGUGAACGUCAGUGCUAGAUGGACAAGGAGGACAGUCAGGAGGUCGAAAAUGCCCCGCUUAAAACCAGUGAUGUGUACACAGUCGAUAAAAAUCUUCCCGAGAGGUUUAACAAUCCUGACUGCUUCCGAGGCUACAGCACGCGGAGGUCCAACCCACUCUACCAGACCACAAACCAACAAUACGGGAGCAAGAAGCCCACAGUCCAUGAAAUGCCUGUGACGUUCAACGGGAGUUAUCGGAGAUUCUCUGAGCCCCUGCUGAAGAGUGGAAUGUACCGAGAUAGCGGUUUCAACACCUCCCUGGAGAAGAGCGUCGUGGCGCGGCCACACCCCAUCCCCCUGCUCACACACACACACACACACACCAUCCCCCUGCUCACCCCACACGGCUCUCACCCAGCCCACGGGAAGGAGCCAGCCAGCCAGCCAUGAGGCGCAGGGACAUCCCAAUGAGUGUGUGUGUGUGUGUGUAUGCAUGUCAGUGUGUGUUUGUGUGUGUGUGUGUGUGUGUGUACAUCUGGCUCGUAGUGUCGGGACUUCACACGUCGCCAGACUGCACCUGCUGCUUUGGAUGAAGCUCAAUAAAUGUUCCACCAGUGAUUAGACAGAGUUACAGUUGAUGCAUUUAAACCGUGUGUGUUACAGUUGAUGCGUUUAAACCGUGUGUGUUACAGCUGAUGCAUUUAAACCGUGUGUGUUACAGUUGAUGCAUUUAAACUGUGUGUGUUACAGCUGAUGCAUUUAAACUGUGAGUGUUACAGUUGAUGCGUUUAAACCACAUGUGUUACAGCUGAUGCAUUUAAACCGUGUGUGUUACAGUUGAUGCGUUUAAACUGUGUGUGUUACAGUUAAUGCGUUUAAACCACAUGUGUUACAGCUGAUGCAUUUUAAACCUUGUGUGUUACAGCUGCUGUUUGCAUGUGGGCUUGGUUUCUGCAGUUGGGGGUGGAAUGUUCUUGAGUGAGUGAGUUUGAUCCAGAACAGGGUUUUGGGCUCAGAGUGUGUGUGUGUGUGUGUGUGUGUGUGUGUGUGUGUGUGUGUGUGUGUGUGUGUCUUAUUUUUACAGCAUUUAACCACCAAUCUCUGAUCUGUUUGUGAAGACACUGGAUUUUAGUAGCACAUUCUAUUUGUUCAAUUAAAAUAAAUACCA